AGAUCCAUGUGAGCGUGCACGCGGAGGGGGCGGGAGCGCGCCGUGUUGACGGACUGGAGAGGCAACAUGUCCACCGCAGCCGCCGCGCAGCUGAACAACAAUGAAGAACCGGGACUCAACGGGUCCUGGGUGGAGCUGGAGAUGAACGGAAACACUCAGCAGCAGAACCCCAGCUUGCCCUUGCUGCUGGGGAACGGGAACCAAGGCGAGUCCCAGGCUUCACAGGCCCUGGAGGCCGUGCAGGAGGAAGAGGAGGUCCUGACAGGAGGACUGGAGCACGUGCCUUCCUCCUCCUCUAUCCAUAAUGGAGACAUGGAGAAAAUCCUACUGGACGCACAGCACGAGUCCAGCCCCAGCAGCUCAUCCUGCAACAGCCCACCACGACCACACAGUCCUGACCAGGAUGAGGGACAGAUCACGUUUGAUGUGGAGAUGCCCAGCGAGAGAGACUGUCAGUCAGAAGAUGAUAGUUUGGAGAAGGACAAAGAAGAUGAUAUCCUCAUGGAUAAAGGGGAGAGUUGGGUGGCAGACUGGUCCAGUCGACCAGAGAACAUUCCCCCGAAGGAAUUCCACUUCCGCCACCCAAAGCGUUCUGGAUCGGUGUCUCUGAGCAUGAGAAAGACAGGUGCUAUGAAGAAAGGUGGCGUGUUCUCCGCCGAGUUCCUCAAAGUGUUCAUGCCCUCACUGCUGCUCACCCACAUCCUGGCUCUGGGACUGGGGGUCUACAUUGGGAAGAGGUUGACUACACCCUCCACCAGCUCAUUUUAAACCUGAACAGACCCCAGUGCCUGGAUCCAGAAAAUCCUCUCUCUCUCUCUCUCUCUCUCUCUCUCUCUUUCUCUCAUUCUCUCCCCCUCUCUGACUUUCUCUUUAUCGUUUCUUUAACUCACUGCCCUGGUUUCCCAUCACACCCUCUGCUGGGAGGCAUUCUGCUUGUUGACCUUUGGCUGUGUCACAUUUUCUUGCCCUCUAACGCUGUGGCUUACUGACAUGUUUUAGAUGUUUUUAUUUGGAAAUGUAGUGAAUUAUUCACUGACGUUUAUUUUUUAUGAAACGCUACUAUACAAGUUAGAGCCCCACUACAACCAUGACCAUAAUGCGCUUUUAUUUUUGCAUGAUGCACUUGAUAUGAAACUAAUAUAGAGUCUGGAUGUGGCCAGAUAUAUCUUGGGAGUAUAUUGACUCUUAAUAGGAAAUUUAGGAGGGUUGCAAUAUUUUAUUCUAGAGAGAUGAUUUUGCUCAUUAUGUUGCGCAAUUUAAUUUAUUCACUUCCCGUUUUGUGUCACAGCAAGAAAAAUGCAUGUUAGUCGUUUACUUUUAUAGGAGAACGAUGACUGUUUAAUGACAGACCAAGUCAUUAUUUAUAUAAGUCGCUGCAUUUCUUUAGACUGUUACGACAAUUAUUUAAAGACUUAUUUUGCAUAGAAUGUAAAUCUUAGAGGCCCCUCUCGGUUCUGUUAUAGGCCCUUUUCUGUUUGCUCUUCACUUCUGUAGAGAUCCAAUAUGACAGGCUAGAACCGAAGCAUCGCUUUAUAGCAGCUUUAUAGUAUAAAAAUAUACAAGUAAAUCACAAAUUUACAUGAACAAUAAGUGUUUUUCUAAUCGAAAGACCUUAAGCUAAAGAGAUCAGGAUGGACGUACAUCUGUUUAAGAGCCAAACUGGUCGAGUUAAUUAUUUUUUGAGUUAUUAAGGAAGCUACACACACAUACACACACACACACACUCUGGUUUGCCUUGAUGCAUAUUCUGCUCGCAGUAUUUUCUGACUGUGUAUUUUCGUGCCAAAGGUUUUACACCACCAUCCCAACAUGAUUUGUCUGCACCUCUCAUAGACUCUGGUCUGGUUUGAGUGGGUAAUUGAUCCUGUCAGUCACUCCGUAUUGACAACACCUUACAAAGCCUUUGGUUUUACUGUGAACACCCUGUGUAUAUUAGGCAAUGUGUUGCUAUAGUAGUGUAUUAUACACUGUUGUAUGCAGUUUUGUCAAAGCUACAGAUCCACACUCAGUGUACAUAUUUAUAUGCAAUAUGGUGUAGUUUCAAAGAUUAAAAAAAAACAUUUAGAAGACUUUAUUUGCUACGCACAUGCCCAGGUCAUAUUUAAUUUGAUUGAUUUCAUUUUCAUUUACAAAGAAUUAAGCCAGGUUUUAAAAGCAUUUUUUUUUUUACUUUUGAUUUAUGGGUAAAAGGUAACCAGGUCAUUUUCUAGUUUUAUAAUUCACCCUCACAGUAUCUAGUAACGCUUUUACUUAGCAAAGUGUUUCGUACAAAAAAAACAGUACAGUUAAAUAGUACAGCAAGAAUUUUGCAACCCAAAUCAGUUAACUGAUCCCCCUUUGCAUUAAGGCCUUCUGUGUCAUUGUGCCACACUUUACUUCUUGACUCUGUUUUCAUGCUUUCUUUCUUUCUCAGAGGGGGAGUGGAAAUACAAGAGGCCAAUUUAGUGUCACUUCAACCGUGCCUCGACUUUUGUUUGCACCUUUUCUUAGCCCCAUUGCAUGCGUGUGUUCAGAGAUUUCACAUCAGGGCAUGACAGAAGUGAAGUUUUCCUCUGCGUGGGGUGAAAUGAGAACUGUGAAUGGAAUAGCUAUAGCUCAUGUCAGAUAUGAUAAACUAGCCCUGCCCGGUCUAUUUCGGGUAGGAUGACUACAUAAUGUCUUGUUUUACGCACAUUAUUUCUCUGUUAUAUCUCUCUUGUGUUUUUUAGUUUUUGCUUUAAUCAUGAGUGUAGAUACUGGAGGGCGGGGCCCUUGUGAUUGACAGCUCCACCGUGUGUUUCGUUUGCAUUCCCAUAGCGACUGGAGUGAUGAAGCAAUGAACAUGUAGUUUCUUGCAUUUCGCUGGUAAUGGAGAAAAAGUGAACUGAUAUUAAAAUAUAACCUGACAUUCAUCUUUUCUUUUGUUCUCAUUCCAUUGUUGAAUGUUCCUCAUGUGCUUUGGUUUUGCCAUGUGACAGCUUAGGAAGUUAUAUGAAACCCGUCCUUUUUGUUUUACUUCCUUGUUAUAUUCAUCACAUAAAUAUCCUUGCAUUAAUGUGCAUGCAGAACCGAACAAAUGCAGAUUAAAACUAUAAUACAGUUAGUUUUUUUUUUUUGGACAUAUUUUAUUUUUUAUUUUAAUAUUUCAAUCAUUUCAACACAUUUGCAUGUUUACUAUUCUUUAUGUUGGUAAAUGUUCACAUCAAAUGCAGGUAAACAAAAUAUUUCAUUUUUUUUUUUUUGGUAUUUUAUUUUAACAUUCAUUUUACAUUUUUAUGAUUUCAUAAUUAUUUGUAUUUCAUCAAAUCACAAAGCCCCUGCAGGUAUAGCACAAACCCAAGUUUGGAAAACCCUGCUUUAUGGCAUGAAAUAUAGAGUGCUUUAGUUAACCAACAACAACAUUAUCAAAAUUAUACAAGUUUCAAGUCCAAAUCCUAACCAAAUUAUAGGGAAAUUGUGAUUGUCAUAUUUUGCAUCAUUAUCUGCAUGUCUCAGCAGCUUUGUUUUGGAGAGGAUGUUGCUUUAAGCUUUCGUAAUGCCAACCCAUUGCAUGACAAAUUUGGCUCCAUACGGGAAAUACACGUUUGUAUCUCUGCAACACUUAAAACUAAGCAUCAAAACUUGCUCUGUAUGAUUGCCAUAAUACGUUGAUCAGUUUGGUGACUAUGAUGAACAUCUCCUCAGUUAAUUUUUGUUCAUUGUUCCCCUUUUAAAUUUGUCCAAUCUAUGCCAAAAUCAAAACUCAUGAAAUUCACCAAAUUAAUGUUAGGUGUUCAGUACAGUUCUCCAAAAAUAUGUUGUUGGCAAAGCCACCAAAUGGCAAAUGAGAUUGGAAAAAUAUUUUUUAUAUUGACACAAAACUUUGUACUGACUAUAUUCACCUUAUUUCUAACAUGGCUAAUCUAAUUACAGAUGUGUCCAGUUGGAGGCAGUUAUGUAUUGUUUUUCUGUGCAAAACCAGUCUGUAAUGCUUAGUUAUAUUGACAGUUAUCAUGAUAUUUCAAUAUAUCAUAAUUAUAAACAGUGUUUGAGCAUAAACAGUUUUAAUGUUUACUGUACUUUGUUAUUCUUCUGCUACCUAUAACAGAUGAAGAAUCAGACGUCUCGCACAUUCAAACAAAAACAUUUCAACGUUGCAAAAUAAGUUGAUUAUACUUUCUACAAUGUCCUAAUAUCUAAAUACAAGUCAUCUGCUAUAAAGUUUCAAAUGUGAAAAUCUACUCUUGGCCUUUGAAUACUUUCCCUGUAUCCAACACUAGGGGUGCUGAGACCAAAAAACUUUUUUUAUUUAACAUUAUAACAGCUGUGCUGUUGCUGUUUGUCCAACUCAUCUCCUAUGAUGUAUCAUGUAAUUCUUAAUGAAUCAAUGGCACAAACCACUAUAGCUUUUCCAUUAUUAUUAUGUUUAUAUUAAUCCAUAUGUGAAGAUAAGAUCAUGCAAGUUCUCGAUGAAAAGGUGCAUAAGUGUGUGUUUGGAAUAACUUGCGUACAGGCAGUGGGUGUGUGAACUAUGAAUGCAUGUGAUUGUUGAGCACUGUGAAUGUGGGGUUUUGUGCUUUUUAUUUG
Carassius auratus (goldfish) is the source of this 4545-nucleotide messenger RNA. RefSeq names its product BCL2/adenovirus E1B 19 kDa protein-interacting protein 3-like. The transcript is spliced from 6 exons. Gene Ontology annotation, biological process: mitochondrial outer membrane permeabilization; defense response to virus; positive regulation of apoptotic process. The record is from RefSeq and is a predicted model, not a curated record. Gene Ontology annotation, cellular component: endoplasmic reticulum; nucleus; nuclear envelope. The coding region runs from base 67 to 768 and encodes 233 amino acids. Lineage: Eukaryota; Metazoa; Chordata; Actinopteri; Cypriniformes; Cyprinidae.